Messenger RNA from Cottoperca gobio, 4742 nucleotides. RefSeq names its product CTD (carboxy-terminal domain, RNA polymerase II, polypeptide A) small phosphatase like 2b (gene ctdspl2b). Gene Ontology annotation, molecular function: phosphatase activity. The record is from RefSeq and is a predicted model, not a curated record. The coding region runs from base 227 to 1663 and encodes 478 amino acids. Lineage: Eukaryota; Metazoa; Chordata; Actinopteri; Perciformes; Bovichtidae. The transcript has 13 exons.
GUGUCCCAUACGGGUAUCUGCCUUGGAGAGACUGAGCAGAGGCGGGAAAUGGCGCCUGGUAACACAACGAUUUGUCGUUUCAGAGACGGCCCUUGACUAGAUAUACAGAAAAAGUCGGAUCAAAUCACGAAAACAACCACUGCUUCUGUUGUGAUGGUUAAUCGGUCUUGAGUCGUUAUCGCCAGACACUGCGGAUCACUAAACCUUACAUGUGACUGCUAAAACAAUGAGGCUGAGAAUGCGUAAGGCGUCUCAGCAGCCGAACCCCAGUCUGGCAAGCCGCCCAUCCCGUACCAAGCGAAAGCAUUCAGAAGUAGAAGAGGACACUCCUCCUAGUGGAGGGAGGGGAUUGUUCUCCACCAUCAAGAAGUUCAUCAGAGGAAAUGCUGUUAAGGUGCAACAGGAGAGCCCAGCCAAGAAGACACGCCUCCACUGUGAUGUGGACAACAACCUGAUCACCUCUGCAACCCCGGACACCAACACCCCCUGCAGGACUAUCGGCAGGGUUGGCAGGAGGGGCUCCCUCAAUGGACAGGCAACCAAUCAUGACAGGAGUAAGGAGAAGCCCAAUGGCAGUCUGGAGGAGACGACGACAGCCGUUGAUUUGCCCACCAGCCCUGUCAGAACCACCCUUCUUGGGACCAUCUUCUCCCCUGUUUUCAACUUUUUCUCACCAGCUAAAAAUGCCUCCACUGGCUCGGAUUCCCCGGAUCAGGCAUUGGAGGCCGAGGAGAUUGUCAAGCAGCUGGAGAUAGAGCAAGCUGUGGAGGCACCCACCAGCACAGCCACAUCCACACAGGAACUAUGUGCCACCACUAACUUCUACUCUAGUGUAUCACAGCUGCCACCUAUGCGACCUCCGCACAUCCCCGAGGCAUCUCCCACAGCAGGGCAGGGAGAGCUCUGUGCUAAUGCCGAUCUUCCACCCCUCACAGCUCCAGGCUCCAGUCCAGAUAUGGCAUAUGUGGACUCUCCUCCUGUCGCAGUACCACCAGAGGCAACCUAUGAGGAAGAUUGGGAAGUCUUUGACCCGUAUUUCUUCAUCAAGCACGUCCCUCCACUGACAGAAGAGCAGCUCACUCGUAAGCCAGCCUUACCACUGAAGACACGCAGCACGCCUGAGUUCUCUCUGGUCCUAGACCUGGAUGAAACGUUGGUUCACUGCAGUUUAAAUGAGUUGGAGGACGCAGCACUUACCUUCCCUGUCCUCUUUCAAGAUGUCAUUUACCAGGUGUAUGUGCGCCUGAGGCCGUUCUUUAGAGAGUUUCUGGAACGCAUGUCUCAAAUCUAUGAGAUCAUCCUUUUUACAGCCUCUAAAAAGGUGUAUGCAGACAAACUGCUCAACAUCUUGGAUCCUAAAAAGCAGCUAGUGAGACACAGGUUGUUUCGUGAGCAUUGUGUCUGUGUCCAGGGAAACUACAUCAAGGACCUCAACAUCUUGGGCAGAGAUCUGUCAAAGACCAUCAUCAUCGACAAUUCACCGCAAGCCUUUGCAUAUCAGUUGUCCAAUGGCAUUCCCAUCGAGAGCUGGUUCAUGGACAAGAACGACAAUGAGCUGCUGAAGCUGGUGCCCUUCCUGGAGAAGUUGGUUGAGAUGAAUGAGGAUGUGCGGCCGCACGUUCGAGAGAGGUUUCGGCUUCACGACUUGUUGCCCCCUGAUUGAAUCCGACCAGUCUCUCAGAACGGGACAACAUGAAAAAAGACUGAAAAUGUGUGUGUAAAAAGGCCUUCUUUGGAUUACAAAAAACAACAUUGCCAUUACUGUUAAAAUUUUUAGCCGUUUUCUUUCUCUUUUUUUUUUUAUCCACAUUUGCUUUUAAAGAAAAAAAAAAAAAAAAAACUUGAAAAGAGGAACAUUUUUAAAAUCUGGGUGAAAUUUUCUAAAUGUAUAGAUGAAAUUACACGCGCUAUGAACAAGCCCAGGUAAUUUCCUCCUUUUGACUGACUCUCCAGCUGGAUAUAUCCUCCACACUAAAUUCUGAAGUCUUGGUGCUGGUUUAGUGGAAAUAAAAAAGCCACCUGGUAAAGAGGAACUCCAUCCCGACCCGAGUCCCUGAACACAAACCCACCCCUGGUGCUCACGCUGUUUGCGCUGACUAAUAACCACACUCUGUGGCUACAGAACAUUUUCAGCAAGAAUGACUGGCCUGUAAAUCAAUCUGUGCAUGUGUGUUUGUUUACUCCUGGCCACACACACACACACUGAUUUGGUGUUUGACAAACCUACAAUCUGUAGCCUUUAAAAUCAUAUGCAUUCCUCCGUAGCCGAGUCAAGUUUCUAUUGUUGGUUGCAGUUUUUUUUUUUCUGGUAAAACUGGUGUUUCAUUGUUCAAAAAAAAAAAAAAAGAUAGCGUUUCAAAAUGUUUUACUUCUGUUUGUAAGAUAUGAUGUUUUAAAAGGGUUCGUGUACGUUUUUAUUGUAAGCCUUUUUUUCUAUUAGGAGAACAUGGGUGCAUAUUAACGACAGUCCACUGCAUAGUCAAACAAAAUGGAAUUAAUCCAGGACUUUAAGUAUAGUUUGUUCUCGUUCUUACAAAUAGAGGUUUAAAUCGAUGUGUUGGCUUCACUGUGGACACAAAAUGGCUCCUUAAUUAAAUGUUAAGAUUAAGAAUCUCCUUACCUGUGAAUCUGACAUAUUGUAAAGGUUUGAGGGCAUUCAUUUUCAAAGUGAUCUGUGUCGAUGUUAACCUUUUCUUUAAUAGUAUUUGAUUUCUCAUUUGUCUAUAAUCAGUAUUGUCUUUUUCUCCUAAUCAAGUAUUCUGGCUGAAAUCAGAGCUCUGUUUCUUUUAGUUCUAAUGUGUGAUUUGAUGGCUAUAUCAGUAGCAUUAUGACUAAUGUAGCACAUCUCUGCCAGUGUGUCAAAGUCUGCACAUGGUAGAAAUCUAUGGACAGACUCUGUACCAGCCAUAUCUGGCACCAGCAACAUACUGUUUUAACAGUCGGCUUCACUGGCUGCUCCUCUACCUGUUUCAUAUUUUUUACUUUUACUUUAAGUUUUUUUGUUAUGUUUAGUGCAGUUUAAAGCAUCGUGUUUAAGAAUGGUAACUAUAUGAAUGUGUUUCUGCCUGACAUCAGCCUGGACACUCGAGCCAAACUGACAUUUUACUCCUCUGUUGUUUCAACUUAAUUUAUUUAAUAGUGAGACAAGCAGUAGGCAGAAAUGUAGAUGUUUUGUUGGCAUCCUUACAAGCCUAAACCUGGGAGGUAAAGAUGGAAAGCUAAUGCUAAUGCAGAUGCCUGACUCUUCUGUCAUCGCCCAACACUCGAGUUGACUUGAAUUUCUGUGACAAUUUGGCAUGCGUUGUUGAACCAUUUUUUUUGUUCUUGUUGAGUUUGAAGCAAAGUGCGUUUUAUGUUAAAGCAAAUGUGAGUGUUUGGAUUUGUCUAGGUUGCCUGUACAGUGCCAUACGAUUCCUCUCCUUACAAAUCACCCCCCAAUGGCAUUUCAUGCGCUGUCACCACAAGAUGCUUAGAUGGAAAGAGACAAUCAGACCUCAAAGUCCUGUUCUGCAGACACUGAACCCUGGAGACACCCAGCCUUCCCCUAUUAUUUUUCUUCGGUGUGCUGUAUGUGUUGUGUAGUGUGACCGACCCUGACCCCCCCCCCCCCCCCCAUGAGUAAAAUAGCCAGGUGAAUCCUACUGUUCCCGGCCCAAACAAUCCCUGCUGCUCACUUAACGCAGAUGGUUUCUAUCUGUUCAGCGCUCUCUUAUCUUUGCCUCCCCCCCCCCCCCCCCCCUAGCACCCACCCGAAGAUGGUAGCUCUCCUGAAAUUUAAAUUUGUAUUAAAGUAAAAAUUUGUUACAGGGCACAAUGGUGUUUGCUCAGACUUAAUGUUAUGAGUAGACAUGUCCGGACUAUGAAUGUAAAUUGUACAUGGGGUGAAGUCUUAAGUGUCUUUCCGAAAUCCUUGUUUGGUUCACUCCUCAUCAUCUAGAACAAAAAAGACGAGGAGGGAUAGCAGCUCGUGUCAGCCGUUCACAUGUUGGAGAGGAGGCCAGAACAAUGUGCAUGGAAGAGGAAACAUGUCUUGAGGUCCCACCAUGGUAGCCCCCUCCCGACCCCGAUGACCUCUCACCAUCCUGAUUGCUGUCUUUCAGUAUGCAAGCCUCAUCAUGAGUGUGCGAUGUUGCUCAGGUGUGCUCGUCGCCUCAGCGCGAUUCUGUAUAAUUAUCAGUCAUGGCUUGUUUCAGUGGGAGGCAUUUGAUGCAUUUCAUCCAGCUCAUUUUUAUGUGCAUUACAAGUUUAUUGUACACUGAGUGUUGUACAAUACAUGCAGCUUCAUGUUUAAAAAAAAAAAUCCUUAAAGUAAGGAAAAUCUUUAGUAUUUUCGAUUUCAAAAGGCAUGUCAUAUCUACUUUUUAAAUGUAUUAAUGAAGAUUUAACUUUACAUCAGAUGGAGUGUUUUUUUUUUCUUACAAAAAAUAUCUGUAUGUUUAGUUUAGCGCAAUGUCACUGAACUGUUAAACUUAGCAUGUAGAGAAUACCGCUUGCUUUGUGGGAAAGUCCUAAAUUAAAUUUUAAUCAUGGCACUUUUUCCUGCAGAAAAAAAGCAAACGUGUUAAUGAUUUUGUUUUCUUCCAAUAUCGGUUAAGCCAUUUUACUUGCAAGAAUUGCUAUUUGUGCUGAAGAUGUAUUUAAGUGUUUUAAGACAUCUUUGUACGCCGUCAGGCUUUGUGCUAUUGUAAAGUGUAUAUACAGUUACAUUGAAUUUCUGAAACAAAGUUUUAAAGUUAAAAACA